UUCAAAUCAUUAAUUAAUCAAUAUUAAGUACUAGCAAGAAAAAGUUUAAAGCUUCACUAAAUUACAUAAUAAACCAAAUAAAAAUCUAACAUUCCACCACGUAAUUGUAUAUAUGCACUGCAGUAAAUAUGUACUAACGUAGUAUAAACAAACUUAUUAAUUUUUAAGCGCAAUACAAACCUUGAAAUCAAUAGAAAAAAAAACAAAAUAACCACAACAAAAAUUACCCACCAGCAACAACAAUAAAUAUAACCAUCAUGUCCGAAACGCAAGACAACAAUGGCGAUCAGCAGUCGCUGCAGGAUGAAGCUGGCGGUAGUGAAAAUAAAAUGAAGUCACGCCUACGUAAGGGCGCCCUCAAGAAGAAGAACGUGUUUGCAGUAAAGGAUCAUUUCUUCAUACCACGCUUCUUCAAGCAGCCAACAUUCUGUUCACAUUGCAAGGAUUUCAUAUGGGGCUUUGGCAAACAAGGAUUUCAAUGUCAAGUUUGUUCGUAUGUUGUGCACAAGCGCUGUCAUGAAUAUGUCACAUUCAUAUGUCCGGGCAAGGAUAAAGGAAUCGAUUCCGAUUCACCACAAACAGUACAUCAUUUCGAACCAUUCACAUUUGGUGGGCCAACUUUUUGCGACCACUGUGGUUCGCUACUCUACGGCAUCUAUCAUCAGGGUCUCAAAUGCUCAGCAUGUGACAUGAACGUUCAUGCCCGCUGUAAGGAGAAUGUGCCGAGCUUAUGUGGUUGCGAUCAUACUGAACGUCGCGGACGCAUCAAUUUGGAAUUGAAUGUGAAGGAGAAUUUGCUGACGGUGCAAAUCAAAGAAGGCCGCAAUCUCAUUCCAAUGGAUCCAAAUGGUCUCAGCGAUCCAUAUGUCAAAGUCAAACUGAUUCCAGACGAGCAUGAAAAGUCAAAGAAAAAGACGCGUACAAUUAAGGCAUGUCUGAAUCCUGUGUGGAAUGAAACCAUCAAAUAUGAUCUCAAACCUGAAGAUAAAGAUCGCCGCGUACUCAUCGAGGUCUGGGAUUGGGAUCGUACAUCGCGCAAUGAUUUCAUGGGCGCGUUGUCCUUUGGCAUAUCUGAAAUUAUUAAGAACCCCGCGGAUGGCUGGUUCAAAUUGCUCACACAAGAGGAAGGUGAAUACUAUAAUGUGCCAUGCGCUGAUGCCACACAGGAUCUGCUUAAACUCAAGAGUCAAAUGCGGAAAUCAUCACAAAAGAAACCGCUGGUGAUGCGCAGCGAUACAAAUGCACAGACACCAUCCAAAAAGGAUAUGAUACGUGCGACGGAUUUCAAUUUCAUCAAAGUGCUGGGCAAGGGUUCAUUUGGCAAGGUCAUGCUGGCCGAACGCAAAGGCACAGAGGAACUCUACGCCAUUAAAAUACUCAAAAAGGAUGUCAUCAUACAGGACGAUGAUGUCGAGUGUACAAUGAUUGAGAAGCGUGUGCUGGCGUUAGGCGAGAAGCCGCCAUUCCUGGUGCAGCUGCACUCGUGCUUCCAAACACUAGACCGGCUCUUCUUUGUUAUGGAGUACGUCAAUGGUGGCGAUUUGAUGUUUCAAAUACAACAAUUCGGAAAAUUCAAGGAGCCAGUGGCUGUCUUUUACGCCGCUGAAAUUGCCGCCGGUCUCUUCUAUCUGCACAGCAAAGGCAUUUUAUAUCGUGAUUUGAAAUUGGACAAUGUCCUUUUGGAUGCCGAUGGUCAUGUUAAAAUUGCCGACUUUGGCAUGUGUAAGGAGAAUAUUAUUGGCGAUAAGACAACAAAGACAUUUUGCGGCACACCCGACUACAUAGCACCCGAGAUCAUCCUGUAUCAACCCUAUGGCAAAUCCGUGGAUUGGUGGGCCUACGGCGUGCUGCUCUACGAGAUGCUGGUUGGCCAGCCGCCCUUCGACGGUGAAGAUGAGGAAGAAUUGUUUGCUGCUAUCACCGAUCACAAUGUCUCCUAUCCGAAGAGUUUGAGCAAAGAGGCCAAAGAGGCAUGCAAAGGGAUACACGCCUUCAUCGUCCUUUUCGCAAGGAAAAUAAAUUUCAAGGUGAUGAGCAACUUAGCUUUGGAUAAGGCCGCCGUCAACGUCCUCACAGAAGUGAAGUAUCUGGGUUUUAUCCUGAACUCGAAAU
Rhagoletis zephyria (snowberry fruit fly) is the source of this 2112-nucleotide messenger RNA. RefSeq names its product Protein C kinase 53E (gene Pkc53E). Gene Ontology annotation, biological process: protein phosphorylation. Gene Ontology annotation, molecular function: zinc ion binding; diacylglycerol-dependent serine/threonine kinase activity; ATP binding. The record is from RefSeq and is a predicted model, not a curated record. NCBI's taxonomy places the organism in Eukaryota, Metazoa, Arthropoda, Insecta, Diptera, Tephritidae.